Messenger RNA from Xyrichtys novacula (pearly razorfish), 27017 nucleotides. NCBI's taxonomy places the organism in Eukaryota, Metazoa, Chordata, Actinopteri, Labriformes, Labridae. The record is from the annotation of a GenBank genome assembly.
CUGGAAAUUUACUAAAACUGCUUUUAAGCCUGACAACCACUGCAGAUGAUCUGUUUGGAAAAACAAAGUAACCAUUUGACUCCUCCUGUGCUUUAAAUUAGUGAGUGUUUGAUACUCUUAAGACUGAUUUGGGGAUAGUCAUCCUUUUGAAUUCACGACUGAACUGAAAAUAAUGAUUUUUUAAAAUAUUUAUUUAUUGGGUAGAUUAUGAGAAAAUAAUCUAUGGAUAAGAAUCAGGAAAAAAUGAACAAAUUGGAGAAAAAAAAGUGUGGAACCAUCUUUCAUGGUGAGUGGCACUCUUAAAGUCCCUGCACCCUGUGUUGAGAACCUUCAUCCUCCAUCCUCCUGUAACACCAACAGGGCGGACUGUAAGAGAGAUACAAGCGCUUGGACCGCGCGCCUCUGGCCACGGUCACUCACUUCACUGUCAGUAUGUUUAGUUGCAGUGCAGCCAGGUUCGUCUAAAUCAUGAUGAAAUGCAGAUUUGAAGCGACUUGUUGACGCCCUUUGAAUCUCCUCUAACUGGAAGCCCCGUGUAUCUCCCGGAGGCGUGAGAGUGGACGAGCUGCACCUUCAUGGAUCAAAUGGAGCUCCACACUUUUACGCUUUCCCCACUUUUUUUGCGUUUGAACUCCAGGAAACCCUGAUACCGUUGUACGUGUUCUCAUGGGGAAAUGCAGGAUGCCAUGAAUUGGAGAUGGCUGGACAUCUGAAAAUAUUGGUUUUGAAUGCGUUUGGCCACGGUGCUGACGCACGCGCUCCCUUCCAGUGGAGACGAGGAGUUGCUGCAACUCCAAAGCUGUCCACUACCGUCUGAAUGUAACCGGUGCGAGUGUCGUUUAUUCAAGCGCAAGAGACGGGCACUGCUACCGGAUUCCCUGCUUUCUCUUGAGCUUCACCACUAUCCAGGAGAACAAGAAGGAAGAAUCGCUAGAAGCAUGAGAAACAUGGUAAGUGUGAUGAUUUUUUUCUUUUGUAAGAAACCUUAUUGUCCGCGUUUGCCAUUACGCAUGGAUCUGAGCGCGCAGAAUCGAUUAUAUCGUGUAAAUGCAGAGUCAAGAGUGGAGAUAAUCUUUUUACGAGCAGAAACAUGGACUUAAAUCAAAGCAAGUUAAAGUAAAUAUUAAAAACAAUGUGACAGCCCUCUGCGGGAAGGAGUUAGGAGGCAUUUAAACGUCGCUCCUGAUCACUUGUGAUGGCACGAUCGAGUCCCGAAAUGGGUUCGUUUAGAGGCACCUUUGGGGAAGAAGAUGCCACCUAAAAAAAUGUACAAAACGACACCACAAAGUGCAGAGUCAAACAAAAACAACACUCAAGUCUUUCAGGGAGGGUCAAAGACGCUUCUCGUGAGUCUGAUGGUGAUGGAAAGUGUGAGAUGGAGGGGGAAAAAAAGAGAAGAGAACAGGGCUCAAAACUGCAUGAAGCUCUGGUGCGCAAAAGAUGGUUUGCUGGGUGAGGACGCAGCUGGAAAAAAAUCAAGCAUCAGAAAAAAAAUGUUGAGUCUUAAAAAUGUUGACAUUGACCUUGUAAGGUUUUUAUCUUGCAAAAGUAAUUUCUAUGCGAACAAAUGACUUUUUUUCUGGUAUGUGAAGCGUAGGAGUUUACUGACGGCAUUAAAAAGGUCUGCAGCUUAUUGGACUUUAAAAAGGGGUUAAUGAGUUAAAUAGGCAGUUUUGCAUCAGUGCUGAUCAAAACUUAACCUAUAUCCUCCAUGUGACAUAUGCAUCUGAAUUCAUGGAAGAAGUGGGACAGGAGAGUGAAUUUAAAAGUGGUUGUGAUCAUAGGUCAACUCAUGAUGCUUGUAUUCCCUGGGGACGUUGUUAAAAGUGUGCUGUGAUAAAUUGGUGCCAUGCAAACAGUUUUAAUGCCAUCCUCACAUUCUAACUAGAUGUUUUAUUUUUUUUGUUUGUCUUGGAGAGGUGAGCAGUAGAGAUUAAAUGUGCCUCUCUUCUGUGAACACUCAAGGAUUUUCAGAAGUACAUCCCAGUUGUGAGAGAAAACUGCAAAAUCAAAGAGAAUCUCUAUCACUGUGCUCUGAUGAAAGGUAUUUCUCAGCACACGAUGUCCCUUAAAGAGAGGGGUUUCCUUUCUCGCCCUCAUGCUGGCACACUUCUCUUCUCCAUCCUCUCACGUUCAAGCAGACCUGCUCUACACACACACGCACACACACUUAGAGAUUCACACACUCUUACAAGCCUGCGCACAUGCACCUUAGCUAUCAGGGUGUGACAGAGGAAAGAAGAUUGAAUAGACAGCCUAUACAAAUUACAAAACUCCUAUUCAUUUCCUUUUCCUCUCAGCCUUUUCAACAAUGUUGCUGAAUUUACAAUGAGCGUUGGAUUAUGAUAUAGUUGAAUAUAUAAUUUUCUGACACAAUGAUUAAGGGUUUUCUGCUCUCAUGGGGCACCAGGGAGAGAGCAUAUCACCAAAAAAAGCUCAUUUGUUGCUCAUUAGGCAGAAGAUGAAGUUCUGGUUUAAUAAUUGAUGUAGGAAGAGGCAAUUAACGACUGGUGGUUUUAUGAGUGCGUCCAGAGAGGAACAGUCCCCUCCAUUAAAGUCUCUUACAUAUAGAAAUAUGAAAGAAAAAAAAAUCACACUUACUCCCUUUCUGUCACUUGGAGGGCGGGGUAUUGUUUUUAACCAACAGGAAAAAUAGAGCUGAAUCUGUAAACUCUAGAGUCUUUCCUGCAAAGCAAAGAAAUUAGGCAAAAACAAGUCAAAAAGUCUCGUUUCAGAGGGCGUAUAUGAGGGAGCAGUCAGAAGUUUACAAUUUUAACCAUGAAAUUAACUUAUUUGGAGAGCUUGGAGCAAAGUAAAUGUAUUUUCUACCAAAUUCAGUGCGUAAAACUUUGUAUUUAUCCUUCGGAUGGCUAGCUAGCUAAUAGCUUAAGUGAUGAGGUACGUGGUUUUAAAGUGUGAGAAGAAUUCAUACAAGAUUUUCAACAUUUCACUCUAUUUUUUUUAGAUUAAUCACUUACACUUUUUAAUCGAUCAAUAAGCCACUCAAAAGAGGACUUAAGCUCCACUUUUUGGAGCUUAGUGCUAGUUUGAUAAGCAUUAGCCACAUGGUUUUUCCUGGGUUGACCAAAUCCCCAAAAAGAGGACAGGACUACGCAGGGGCAGGGUGACGCGUAGUUAAUUUUGAGAGUUUUUCGGGUCGGAUUGAGUGUUAUUUACACGCCUCUAACUCGGUGAGUCCAUGCGCCACAAACUUAAAACUUCCAUACAAAACCCCGAACAUUUAAAGGAUUUUAUAAACUCCCCAAGGCCUUACAUGCCGGACAGCCCCCCAAAAAGAGGACAUAUGGUCACCCUAAUUUUUCCUGGAUAUGGACAAGUCUUCUCUUCAGCAGCCACACAUAUCUCCAGAUAACCUCUUAUACUUUUGAGACAUAUUAACAUCUCCUCUAACAUGAAAAUACACAAAACAACACAAACCGCAUAGAGCCAACACAAAGGUAUAAACUCAGCUUCACCGUCUGCAACCUUGACUGUCUUUAUUCCUCUUUUAACCAGCAGGAUAGUAGAUGGAAAUAAUUGCAACAAGUCCACCAAAGGCUGCGAUUAAGACUGUAUCCAUAGCAACAGUGUGUUCUUGGUAGUUAUUGAGAAAUGACUGACCAUAUCUGUGGAGAUCUGACCAACCAGAGUCAAGUAUUUAGCACUGCACUUUAGCACAGGGUGAUGACCUUUUGUCAGUAAUGUCAACUAUGCUGAAGACUUUCGGUGCACCAUCAUGGAUACAUUUUAAGAGAAUUUAACUCAACUUCUCAUUUUCAACUACAUUUUAAACUUUUAAACUACAGUUCAAUCAAUGAGAGACUUUUUUUUUUACAGACAUGAUAUGAUAUCGGUGCUUGAACUCCACAAGGAAAUAAGGUAAUCAGAGGGUGUCAGCCUUUAGCAGCACCAGAUCAAACCCCCAGUAUAGUCCAGACACUGAUGUUGGCUGAUGAGAUGAUGGAGCUGAACAAAACUGUGAAGUCUGGGCUGCAAUGGGGAGAUGGUUGAAAGAGUCAUGUAAGGCUGGCGGAGCUGACUAAUUGUAUAGAGUGGGCAGUCAUGGCGGUAUCAUCUAAGGAUGGUAAAACAGAUGUGAAGACUGGGCAAUAAUGGGGGCGUGGAAGGUUGCACAAACGAAAGCAGGAAUGAUCUGAAGGGCAAAGAAGAUGCUAUGUUUGAAAAAGACAGCGGCAAUAAGGCUAAGAAACAGGGGGAGCUGCAGUGCCAUUGGAAAGAGAUGCUAAGAACAGAGAAAUGAGUACACAUGCAAGGAGGUGUGAAUAUAUGAAUGACUAAUGAAACAUGUGGAAGAAGGUCUUACUGACUGAACUUCUGCCAGAGCCCCAUUUCCAAGAAGUCUGCUUUUGUCACCAUAUGGACCUCUUGUUCAAAAAGAACGAAGGAUUUUGAGUGGCGCAUUUUAAACUGCCAGUGCUGCAAAAUAGUGUGAGGGGUCCUUGCAAAAAGAUCAAGAUUUUACAAACAAAAACCUGUAAAGUAAUAGUUUAGAUCAUCGAUAUAAAAUAUUUCGUCAAAGCAUCUUUAUUCUUAUUCACGCACUGUCCCAGAGAUAUGAAACGCACACACUGUUAUCAUUAGAGUGUAAACUUGGAAUACAUUAGAGCUUAAUGUACUCCAUAUUUGCUUUGGGCUUACAACGCAUGACUGGAGUUUAUUUCAACUCAGGCCUGAAGGUGAUCGACUGCAAGGACUGAGCUGAAACUGAGAAAACAAGAAGCAGAUGUAUCCAAAAUGGCAUUUUUCCAGAAUCUUCUCCAGUGUGCAGCACAACAAACAGGCUUAAACACUUGAGUUAACUUAACACAGCGUUAUUUAUCAUUUGGACUCUGCUGUUUACAGAAGUGCAACACAUGAGUCGCAGCCUCACAGCUGAGCAGAUGGUGGAGCAGCGUCUGUGAAGGCGACUUUACAGUUCGGCUGUAAAACACCCUGCCCUUCAAUAUAUGUUUAUUUGUCGCAGCACUUUGAAGUAUCAGAGUAAGCUGUAAUCACAUGGUCUCAGAGGCAAGGAAAUGUCAAUAUUAGACUUCUGAACAGGAGCAAUGAGGAAGACGACAUCAGUUCAAUUAUUUGUUCACUUGUUGACAUAAAGGGCUAACUUCUGUAAAACAAUGCUUAAAGGUAACUAGAAGCUUUCAGACUGGUAUAAAUGCAGUAUUAGUAACAGGUCUACAACAACUGAAGCUUGUGUGCUGCAGUCCUGAAGUAUGAACAGUGUCCUCCAAUGAAAGUGAGAUCAAGCAAAGGGUAGAGGUGCUGCAGUAUCAGAAAUUUAAACCAAACAAGAGCAAGUCCACCACUUGAGGCAAACAUAGACCACCAGGCCAGUUUUAUUUAUAAUGAACGACCAAAGACCAAAGCUUCUUGUGUGUAUAAGACAUGAAAUAAUUGUACCCUCUGCUUCAUAUUACAUAACUAUUGAUUUCUAUCAGCUCUUGGGCUGCAGCAGGAGCAGUAUAUCUUAAACAGCUAUAAACAUGUCACACUUAACCAGAAAUUAACUUCAUGAAAUAAACAGUGUUAUUGAAGUCAAAUCUAUCAUGCGCUAAUGAAUCAGUAUAUUUAAACAAAUGGGUUUUUUGCAGCAUUUUAGCAGCUACAGCUGUUUUGUUUUUAGUUGGAUUAUGUAAUAACUUCUUUAUAGUUUGUUAUGAGUGAAUAAUCUGCCAGAGGGUAGAUGUAUUCAUGAGUAAUGACUCUAAAAUUUAAACAAACUCAGAAACCUUGGGUCUACUUAUUGAGUCUAAAUCUAAUGUGACCACUUGAUUGAAGCAGAAAUAACUAAAAUGAUGUAAAACUUCCUUCAGGCCCUUUCCCCCUUUUAAUACAGUAACAAAAUUAAAAGGUCCGGGCCUGGCCAAAUCAUUAGGAUGUGAUCCAAACAUGACAACCAUUAUCACCGGCAUUGUGCACAGAAAUCAGCCACUGUCUCAGUAUCUGACUUUUAACCACAAAAACAACAAAGCCUUCAGAGGAUCCCGAAUGACCAACAAGCAUAUAGCUGGAUCAACAUGAAAAGCUGACAUAAAAACCUUUGCACAGAGGACUUAAAGAGUUGUCCAGUUGUGAGGCCAUAUGUUAUAGUGCUCACAUUAAAGACAGAUAUUGUUCGUGAGGAGACUCAAGAGAUAAGACCCGAGCAUGACACAAAUCUAGGGUUAAAAUGAGAUUGAACGCUACAUUAGAUCAAUCAUGAGGAGGCAUUAAGUGUAGGAGCACAGAUUAGGAAGAACAAAAGCCUAUACAGAGAAAGAUAUAGGAGAAGCUGUUCACACAACAUGCUUGCUGUAUGCUCUGCUGAUCAUCAGCUUGCAUGGACUCAGGAGAAAACUCGGUAGCUGUGCGGUUGAGAUUUCCCUCUUAAUGAUUAGGGGAUUACUCUGUGGAAGUCCCACACAAACACAAAAGCCUAUGCAAUCUGCAGUGAAGGCAUUCUUGGUGAUAAAUCAUGGAUUUCUAUUUGUUCCAGUGUAUUGCUCAAAGAAGAAAUGAUUACUUCGAUAUAAAUAGUUUGCUAUGAUGUGUCCUGGGGAAGACAAGUCCAGCAACACCUCUAUAUACCAGCUUUUCCCCCUCAUGAGCUUGUACUCAUGCAUUUUAAGAAACUGGUGAAACACUAGUGAGUAGAAGCUCUUGUGUUGGAAAAGACUCAAAGUGGCACAAGACUCGGCUAAUUGGUCGCAGUCAGUGGGUCUGUCCCAGUGCUCUUUAAAAAUAUCAUCAUAUUUCUUUCAUUUUAUUUUUAUUGCCUGUUUGUUUUGUAAUACCACACACCUCAGCUAUAAUGAGGAUGUCUUGUAUGAUACAGGACUUCCCAACCUUUAUUUCCUUAAUGGUUUGAUGAUGUUUAACCUCAGAAAUGAAGCCACCCACUGUCUUUAGUAGCUUAACAAACCUGCAAUAAUUAAAUCACAGCUGUAGAUGAACAAACAAGCAUUCAUUCUGUUCAAUUGAUUUGUGUUAAAUCUGGAGGGAAACCUCGUUAGUAGCUCAGCAGCUCUGUCGGUUAACUGGAAGAUGGUGGUCAUUGGUUUGAAGUGCAUUAGCUUCACCAACAUGGUUUCUAUAACACAAAAUGCUUCGCUCCUUUCAGUAAAUCCUCGAGACACAGUUUAUGUUUCUGAGUUUUUCUUCAGACUCGGAUUGAAGCUUCACUGAAAACUGAGACCGCAUCAGUCGUAAUCCCAUCGGAUUUGCAGGCAGGAUUAUUCCCAAGGGAUUGAACUCGGUGAGAGAAGCAGUCUUCCAGUCACCAAAUAACAAGUCCAUCCUCCUCUCUCUUCCUGUAUCUCCAUCAUAAUUUUAUAUACCAGCUGAGGGUACAGUUCACCUUAUCACUGCCUCAGGGAAAUGUAAAUCAAGCAUUGUUUCUAUGUUAAAUGAUUUCACCUCACAGAUCUGUAUUUUUUUUUAAAUCAAAUUGUUGCUGCAUUUUUCAAUUUCACCUUUCCCUGAUCCCAGCUAAAAUGGAUCUUUCCUCCUUGAGUUAUCCUCCUGUAUUUUCAUCACCACACCUCUUGAGGUCUGAUUAAUUUAUAAUCAUGAGUAGACCUGACUCCUGCACAUGAAAAUCAUAAUUAUAGCUCAUGAUAAUAGGUGACUCUGGCAUGAAAAGGACUGCAGGGGUUCAUAUCAGAAACCAUGCGAGCCCGCGCUGCCCGCUCUAACAGCAGCAGCUCUGCCUCUCAGACCAUUAGUGGUCAGUGUUUCUAGAUUGGCUGCCAGUUGAAAGGUGCCUGUUUCCAUUACUUAAGGCCAGUCGAGGGAGGGGGCUGUCUGCAUGGAGAGUCUGUGAUGUGUUGACUGAAAGCCUGUAGGGAGAGUUGCUAGAGAGGUGGAAAAACAAAACACAUGACAGAGAAAUGUCUGUAAUAACAGCCACCUGUGUUUUUCUCACUUUCCCUGCUCGUGUGAUGCUACACCCAAUUAAGAUGAACUGAUCAGAUUUUGUGGUCGAGAGACAAGGUCAGUGUGACUUUACAUCCCUCUCAUUCCCCUAAACAUGAUAUCUCAACACCAUCUGAGAGGAUUUUAUCACAUCUGCUUUCCUCCUCUUCUUUUUCAUUUGUGAGAGUGAGGCCGUCCAUAAUCAAUUUGUGGACGGAGUCUCCAGGCUGCACCCUGCAUGUUUCUGACCAAUCUGCUAUGGUUACAAGGACCAGAGAGAGCGAGAGAGAGAGAGAGAGGGUACAGGGCUGCAAGAGAGAAAGAAAGAGAGGGAGAGAGAGAGAAAGAUAGAUUUUCUUUGGUAUCAUCUCUCUGCUUUUUCUCCUGAAAAAGAUUGAGGUCCGAUUUAAGCCAACUAAAGUUUAUCUUUGGUUUUAAAGCUCCUGUGAGGAACUUUCAGUUUGGAUAAAGCAGUCUUUUCCCUUUUUGUCCUCUACAUGCUGAAAUCUCAUCCUGCUGACUUUUGACAGACAAUUCUAUCAUUAAUUGUGAAUAUUUAAGGUGGAAAUCGUAAAUCAUGGCUGUUUCCUCUGCUGCUUAGUGGACACCUUCCCCCUCACAUCGGUUUCAGGCAUUAAAAAUUUGAUCAGGACAAUAAUGUUGCUGCUGGUCUUGUUUGCUUUUGGAUAUCAUGGGAAAUCUUUAAAAUAAAUUUCAGUGUGUUUCUUGAAUGUCAAAAAACUCCUCACAGGAGCUUUAAAGGGAUAUACUGCAUACAUACUAUAAAUACUAAGUGGAUUAUAUUCAGUGGAUGCUUGUCAGCUCAGCCUCAUUGUUCAGAAACCGGUUCAGAAGCUACAGAAGGGUGAACUCCAUUUGGAAAUUUUUUUUAACACUUGUUGGACUUACUUAAAGUCCGACUGAUCGUUUUUUUAACUACUUUAAGUGCUCAGUGGUCUUUAAAUUGUGAUGAAGUUUUUAGCCAAAAUCAUGUCACCUGUGUCAUUUUCAAGGGCUUUUCUUCUGCAGAGAUUCAGCAGCUCAUUAGAAAUUCGCCUCUGAGUCGUGGGCGGAGACAGAGCUGCUCUGCACACUUCUCUUCGCAUUAGCUUGCAGCCUUAGUUAAUAUCAUAAUUAGCUUUCGUACGAGCAUUACAAACCACUAAUGAACGCGCUUGUUCCACAAUUGUUCUCUCUUAUUUCUCCGAGCCUGGCUUGCAUAGCGGGGCUCUGGGGGGCGGAGCUUUGACUUUCUACAUAGGAAAUCUCACUGUUUCUGAACUUGCUGUUUGGGUCUGCCAGAGAUUCACAGAGAAUUAAAUGCAGAAAUACUCAGAAAUGCAAAUUUGCACUUAUUUAUUUUCAUAAUAUGUCCUUUAGCAUCAUAAAAAUGCCAUAUGAACAUGUAAAAAACAAGAAAAACAUUAUUUUCUUCGGAGUGAGUCUUUAAUUUGAGUAUGAGAGGUAUGAUGCUUACUUACAGAUGACUUACAGAUUUUUUCUUCUCAGCUGUUGGCUGCAGCAGUACAGGAGGAUAAGUGAAUGAUUGCUGAACAAAUAAUGAAUGGAUGAGGGAUUGAAUGAGUGAAAAUAUGCAGCACAAAUGACAGAUAAUUGAGGCGCUGAUAGUCUAAUGAUUGAAGCACCCCUGGGGCUGACCCCUUUAGCACCUGUUGAUAGCCUGGCUGCUGUGUCAGUUCAUUGGCUGGUUACAAAAGAAAGGGGCCAAGCUGACCAGGUAACACACUCAACAUCAACAAGUACCUAACAUUCCCCCUCUCAUUAAAAAAGAUUAAAUAAAUAAAAAAUCAAGGCCCCUAAUGUAGGGUAAAUGUAUUCAGUUAAAUAAUGUCAAUAUUUAAAUGUAUUCCCAGACAUACAGACUUAAUUUUAUUCAGUUUCAGGAGACUCAUUUGCUUAAUUUAAUGCAAAAUUAAGCAAGCGCUUUGAUUAAUGAUAGAGAGAGCAACAGGUUGCGUAUGUAUGGAUAGACUCAGAGUUAAAAAUGUGCUCUUUUCAGCACUGUCUUGAUGUGGUAAUGAGGGUUAAAGGAGGUUGGAACUCUCCCUUAUAGAUCGGUUGCCCCUCAAUCAUGGUGUGUAGUUUAAAAGUUGCAUUUAUACACAACCACAUUAAGCCAGUAGGAGAAGAGUUGGCUUGAAAAGUGUUACUGCUCCAGUCUUGUCUCUUAUUUAUUUAUCACUUUGGCAUGUAACUGAGGUUUUCAAAGUCUCCAGUAUCUUUUCUGGGAUUAGAUUUCAGACGGUGCUGUGAUCACAAGAUUGCCUGCGCCCCAAUGUCACUUGUUUAAGUUGUCCACUGAGAUAAUUGACAGCUCCUUCUCUCUCUCUGUCUCCCUCGUCAGAAACUUGAUUUUAAUUUUGUUUUCCAAACUCUAACUUAAAAAUGUCAAUUUUUUUUUAACCCACAAAUGAGCUCCAACGCAACUUCUCUGGGGCUUAAGAAUCCACCCUGCUUAAUUGACAGCUGAAUCAAUAUGUCAUCUCCGAGGCUUUGUCUGCGGCAUACUCAUCAAGUGGUCUUGCAAAAAUAUUAAAAACUGGUUUAAGAUAGGGAAAAGUAACUAGCUUAAGUAAGACUGAUAAGAAAAUUGUUACAGAUCACUCCCCUUACAACCAAUCUAAACUAGUAUCACUUUCAUAUAGAGAUACAGAACUUUUACGGUAUUUUUAAGUAGCUCUGAAACUAUAAUGAGAAAAAAAUAUGUUUUUCCGUCGAGCUCAGAGGCAUAUUAACAUUGACAUAGCAAAUGCAUGAUAUAAGCAGCUGAAACUGUAAAAAGAAAAGGAGAAAACUACAUCAUCAGUGCAGAAAGUGUAGUUACACGAUGUAAAGAAUUCCUUACGCUUCAUUAUUUGAGUUAACUCCAGAUUUAAUGGAAAGCCUGCAGUUUUAUGUGUUACAAAAAACACAGGAGUAUGCGUGUUUUUGGCACAGACCUUGCAGUGGGUUCAUAAGAUUGUUCACAAGCUGCACCAGAUCAAAUCAGCCCACAUGUUCGUCUCUGCUGAGACCGCUCUCUCACUACAUCAUCUGGCUUCACUGUAGUUUCAGCUCAGUCUCACACUGUAGCAGCUCAUCCACUUACAACAUGUAUGGUGCUGCAGGGGCCAAUUCGUGGCCCAAUUUCAGUGUGCAUGCUCACCCUCGGCCAUACAAGUGUUAAUCUUUCUCUGCUGUGUCGAUGACACUCUCCUAUUCUUCCUGUGAAAGCCGUGCCUCGGUGUUACAAAGUCUGAGUGUGACAAAGGAAUGGAUGGGUACAAACUGUAUGUAACUGAAAACGCAAGGAAAUAUAACUUCAUGCUGGGGGUUAAAAUCGUGUUCAGUAUGGACAGGUAUUAUUCGUAGUAUCCACCUCAUACAAUGGUGUGACGCUUUGAACUACUUGGAUAGUUGGCUUUGAUCAUUAAACUCCUAUUAGGACCCUCAUUUCAAUGAGACAGGACUUAUUUACAGCACAUUAGGCUACAUGAUAAAAAGCAGGGUUUAUUUGUUCCCAGUCAAGAUGACACACACAGUUAAAUUGAGCUAUGUUUAAAAUGGUUUAACUGGACAUACAAGCACCAGGCGGGGAUUGAACUUAGUUUAUAUAUAUUUUAAAAAAAUAAUAAGUUAGAUGGGAAUUGGAUUAUCAACAAAAGUAUGUUCGCCCCUGCUAUGAUAGGUGGCAAUAUGCCCCGUUUUAGCUAGCAACUUUUUACUGUUUACCGUAGGACUUUCUCCUAUUGACUUAUCAUACAACAUAUGAAACAAUCAAUAAGUUAGCAAGAGGCUAGCUAGCUGUAUGAAAAACAGGCUUGUUGACCAAAGCCAAGCAUGCAAAAGGCUAUGGCCAGUAGGAGUCCAGUCAGGUUUAUGCAUGCAAGAGCAAGUCGGUCCCCAACCCCAUAAUCCAGAUACGCCAGUCUAACUAUGAGAAAUCAGACCAAGUGUAAGUUCAGACAGACUAACCUGCCAAUGUGUUUUUAAAAUGUCCAGUUUUAGUUGGUCUGAUGCUGUAUAUAGAUUUUUUCAACAUGACAUGAACUGGGUGGGAGUUGAUUUUGUGGUAAAAUAGAAAUAAUGAGUAAUAUGAUGAGUAUAAUAAUGAGUUAUGAGUAAUAUAGGAAUAAAUUAAAGCCAGUGGGGUCAGUAAGCAGCUGAAGUAACACUUGGCGCCGUCUUUUGCUUAAGCACUGAUCAUUAUGGAUAGAUUUCCAGUAAGUUAUUCAUAAAAAUGAUUGAUCUAAUUUUCCAUUCACCUUAGAGAAAAUGUAUCUUUGGUUUCUUCCAUAAGACAGCAAGGUAUAUCAAAGCAAAGGCACGAUGAAAAACAUACAGAAUACAUGUGCUACAUAUGAACUAAGCAUUUAGAAACAAAGGUUAUGUAAAUGAUAUAAGAGAACAGUCAUAUAAAACAACAUAUGUUCCUUGAUGCAGUUAUCCUAUGUUCAACACCUGUAUUGCAUCAGGAAGGAAGACUCGGCAUAUCUUUCCAUUUGGCCCUCAGGGCCCCAAACAAAUUGCCAGAUGGAAGCAGCUCGAACAAUGAGUGUAGUGGUUUGAUAGAGCAAGGUCUCUGUUCCUAAUUAUUUGACCUUUGUGUAUGACAGCUUAUUGCAAAGCUUUUUCUGUGACCUUCAAUCAUUCCCACUGCAGUGCUGAGGUUUUUGGUCCACAUACCAAAGUCUAUAACCGUGAUCUGAGAUGCGGAUUAUUGAUCCAAAGGUCUUAAGUUUCCUGAUUAAGAAAAUCAUUGAUUGUUUUUUUUUUUUGGAAAUGAACUAUGGUUUCUCCCAGACUCUCCGCAGAGGCACUGGAUUUAAAGCUGAUGCCAUCGGAGGUGGUUAUAUCAUUGAUUAGUGUCUCUCUAACUACAGUCUUAUUUGAGUUGAGUUCAAUGAUGUGUCUUACGAGCCCCUCCCCCUGUUUAGCUUUCAGAAAAAGACAAACAAAGACCAUAUCAUGAGCAUAUUUGAACAGCCUGACAUCACUUCCUUUCCAGUCGUUUAACUUGUGUGAAUAGAAAACAGGAGUGGUCACAGCACACAGCCUUGUGGUGCCCCAGUGUUUAGAAAUAGACCCUGUUAUCAGAACUCUUUAAGCUGAGCCAGGGUUUAAGACAAUACAGGUCAAUACAAGCUCAAGAGUGGAAAAUGUUUAGCCCUCAUCUGUGGAAAGAGUGACAGAAGUGAUAAUGUAUUUCAGAGGAAUCAGGUAAUUUAAUGUGGGAACAUUUUUCUGCUUCAAGAAAAACAGCAACUGAGUACACCACAUGUUACAUAAAGAAAAAAAGAAUAUGGUAGGGAAUGGAAAAUGUUGAGGCUGUCACUUCACCUUGAUUCUGUUUACUCCUGUGAUCCUGCACAGGACAGAGUUUCUCAAAUGUAUGUUUUGUUACUUCACAGUUUCAAAGUAUAAGCUGCCUGAUUUAAACCAGAAUCCCCUUCAUCUUGUCUUUCUCUUUCUGUCUUUUCCUGACGCACACAAACACAUACUGUAUUUUCACACUGCAGACUGAAACAGAUAAUCUCUGCAUCUGCUCAUCCCUGGUCCACUACCCGUGAAGCCCCGCUCAGUUGUCCUAGAUCUUGACUGGGCCUGAUUUACUUUCUUAAGGGUCAUGUGCAUAUAAAGUAGUGAGGCAUAAUUCACUAUAGUGGGAUAUAAAAACACGAGCCGCUCUGCAGUAGGAGGCUAGAUGUAAUAAGCUGUUCAAACACACUCCUAUGUUGUUGCUAAUGAACGAGAGAACUUGAAUGACUUUGGGGAUUUUCCCAGCAAGGGGCUAAAUUACCCCAUUAGUAACAAUCUGUUCUCUUUCCGUCUGCUUCAUAGACUGUAUAUAGAGCAGACGUCAUCUGCCUCCUCACUGGGGGAAGUCUAUGUGAGAACAGCACCCCCUGGUGACUGGUUGCAGUAUAGGUCAAAAACCCUGCCUCCUGCAGCAAGAUGAAUGAAGCUGUGUGUGGGCAAACUUUAAAAAUGAAAUGUAAGUCAUAAAUUUUCUCAGGAGAUGGAGAAAAAUCCCAUCCUUCAAAUUUGUACAAUGUGGGAGGUGAAGUCAUGUUGUUCAUACUAUAUAUAUAUACGGUCUACAACAGAGGAGCUUAGAUUAUCCUUCCAGGUCUCUUUAAUGAGUCCUGUGUUAGUACCCUGAGGUUUGAGCGGACGACUGUCACCACACAAGCUUGUGACUCCCCACAGCCUCUCUGCAGUUUGUUUUCCCACACUGUAGUUAGUCGUCAUAAAUCAACCAACCUGUGAAGCCCCUUUACUGUCCCCCUGCGUUCCUGUGAGGAUUCAUUUCUAUUUUAUGUUCAUCCAUGCUUGCAUUUGCAGAGUGUGUGUGUGUGUGGGCGGAUGUUUGGAGGACAGUGCAGUGCAGUUGGUGCAUGUACUGUAUGUGUGACUGUGCAUAAGCAUGCCUGUGCACACAUGCAGUCCACAGCCAACACGGCUUGUGAAAAACACCCACUCUCUCUGCCCCAAGGCACCCGCAAACAGUGGAGACAAGAUAAAUCCCUGUGGAAAUAAUGUGUUAGCUGUUUCCUGAAUUGCAACACAACGUGCUGGCGUGUUCAGUUCAUCCUCACCAGCCAUUCAAGAAAUGUGUUCACCACUGCAAUGUAAUCUAUUUUAAAUGCAUGAACUCCAUCUCCCCCCUGCCUGCGCUUGUUGUAUUUACUGUAACUUUUAGUCUGUUCUUGGACAGAUAUCGGCCCUGAAGACCUGCUGACUAUCCAAACAUUCACACUAAUCUAUAUUUAGUAGUUUCAUUUUCCAUACAACAGUUAUCUAUAAUUUAGUAUUUGUAGAGUGCAUUGCUGACUGCAUUGUUAAAAAAUAAUAUUGCUAAAUCACAUAACAGCAGACUGGACAACAUGCUGACUGUAUUUUCAACUCAGGUGAGCCAAAGCCUCUGGCAGUGUUUCCUUGGACAGUAAAAAGACAGAUCACUUACUUGAUCAGUUGAACAGUGAAUAUAUUUUAAAGCCAUGUCCAACUCCCUGGAUUUGUUAUACUCUCAAUUUGGACAUUUUUAAUAGAUGAAUUUGCAUUUGCAAUGUGCUUCAUUAUCUUAAUCUGCCUGGUGAACUCACUUUAAGAGAAGUUAAACUAUUCAUUUAUGUGUAGUAUCUUUUUCUGUUAUCACUGAGCAAGAGCAGCCUGUUCGUAGUCUGUUGAUGAAACCACAGGAUGAAAGCAGUGGUGUUAUUAUUGUGAGUAUACUGUGAUAAGCCUCCCAUAAUCACCAACAAACACUACCACAGCUAAUGCGUUUACACCGAAGGGAGUCCAGUCCAAAAUAUACUGUUUGUGUUAUCAGGACGAAACCUGAAAUCAUUCAUUUGAUUGCACCUGAAAAUAAUCAGGCCAAUUUCAGGCUCUUUCCAACCCAAGUCAGCUAAGUCUCCAUUUUCUUAUGUUUCUAAAGGUUAUCUUACCCGAUUUUCCUGUGGUGUGAGGUAUAUUAAGCACAAUUUCAUUUCUCCAAUCGAAAGCCAAUCUAGGGUAGAGGCCACACUGAGUCAAUUUGCAGGAAUUACAUGUGUUUACAAUUUAUGGUCUUGAUGGCGGGGGAAGGUCAGAGGAUUGCCGAGCGUACACUUUGUGGAGGGAAUUUUAAACAAGCAGGGGAGCAAGCUGGCCAAAAAAGAAAACACAACAAAUGCAGGCAUGAUGUGGGCCAGGUUUCAGGAAGAUAAGAUGUAAAAGCUAACAUUUUAGAUUCUUUUCUGAGAGAUUAUUUUAGUGUUCUUAUAUAUUUACUCUAUUUCAAUCAUAGGAGACAAUUUGAAGAAUGAAGUUAGUUUUAUGAGAAUGAUCUAAUUAAUGUUGCCUGACAGAAAGUCUUUGGCAAUUGGACUCUGUGGAGAGAUUUUUGAGAUUCAAGGACGACUGAUCAGCAGAAGCAUGAAAAUCCCCCGUGGAGUCCUGACACUGCUCAUGGCGGUGGCUGAUGACUUGCUGGGACUGAAUGGUUGAAGAAUGGUAACAGGUGGUUCUGCAGAAACCAGGCUGGGAUGAGGAGGUGGGGGGGCACGCACAAACCAACAGCAUGAAAGAACUGGAAGCAGAGAAAAAAUCCUAUUUAAAAGAAGGGUAAUAGGCUGACAGUGAGGGUGUGCCACCAUGCAGGUGAACAGCUGAUUAACCAAUGACUGCUCUGAGCAGUCUCUUCCUGACAGCAGGAAAAGUGUUUGAGCACGAGAGCAGCUAGAGAGAUGUCUGAAAUGCAGAUAGAGUCUUCCUGAAUGAACUUACAUUUCUUUUCUCACAGGCAGCACAGAGAACUCUCAUGGAUAUAAAUAUUAAAAUAUUUGUUAAAAAUUUCACACAAAAAAGUGUUUUAUAGGAGAAAAAAAAACGCAUUUUGGCCUAAAAAAGCUAACUUUUUAAUUUUGCCUAAUUUCCUUAGCAAAGAGACUAAACACAUCUCACCUAUGAUGAUUUAUGAUCAUUUCUUUAUCAUUUCCUUGAAGUAAUAAUCACCAUAAUAAUAAUUUUCCACUGCAGACGCGGUAGUUCUUCUGCCUUAACGUCACAGUCUGAUUGCAUUUCCAUGAAGAAAUGAUCAUAAAUGUUCUUCCUUGAGCUGCAUCACCCUGCAGCAGUCCGUAAUGGACUAGCCCAGUGGGUCUCAAAUCCAGUCCUUGAGCCCUCCCGUCCUGCAUGUUUUGGAUGUUUCCCAGCUCCAACACACCUGAUUCAAAUGAUCAGCUCGUUAUCAAGCUCUGAAAUGGCUUAAUAACGAGCUAAUCAUUUGAAUCAGGUGUGGGCUCGAGGACUGGACUUGAGAACCACUGGACUAGCCUGAGGUCUCACUACCUACAAGCUGCUACUGGAAGAGAGUAGGUGAGUUGUGUUUAGUCUCUUUGCUAAAGAAAUUAGGCAAAGCUAAAAAGAUGUUUGGUGGCUAGUACUAUGGCUGGGACCCUUUAUGUACUGUUGAUGAAGUUAGGUGCUGUUCUAAGCAUUAUUUGUAGCUAUAGAGUGGCGUUUGGGUUGAGGUUUGCUAUCGUACGGUCGUUACUUCAGUUGGUAUAACUAAAGAAGCAAGCGGUCGGCAACAUUCAUCUCUCGAGGGGGUGUCUAACUCGGUGUUACGGUGUGUUUGACCCUAAAUUAAUUUUACGCUGGAAUAUCCCUUUAAGGUGACAGGAACAGGAAGACAGAAAUUAUUAUUUUGAUGGCACACCUUCAGAGUAAUUUCCCAGCAGUCUUUUAAACCCUGUGUACACAGAGACAUAAUUUCAGUGCAGUUUGUAAUUCAUUUGAAAUCAUAAACAUUAUGCUUUAUAGGCUUUAUGAUGUUUGCAAGAAAUUUCAGCAGCAGAGCAGUUUCAAACAAUUACCACAACAAAAGAAGACUGCACGUCUACUAGGACUGUAGACUUAACGUUUUUGCUCGUUUCUGCAACCUAUUUGAAAUCUUAUUAUUAUUAUAAACCCAAAUAUAUAAGACAAAGGACUUAUAGAUUGCUGUGGGUCAUCAGCAUAUAAAUUUGUGUCACAUACACAACACCAAAGAUGAGCUCCUACAAAUGUAAGCACUGACAUUCUCAAUUUGGACUGAGGAGGCAAAGAAAAAGGACAAAGCAGAGAGAGACUUACUGCAAAUUUUAUGAGGAAAAUCGAUAUUGAUAAGAGAAGCUGAGAAAUUAAAGUAAAAUCACCUAGAGGAAAUGAUAUCCUGUUUACAAGUGCAACUGAGUUACCUGAGUUUUUAUAGAGCUUCAGUGGACUUCUCUCCCUUGACUCCUCCUUUAUCAAAAGAGUCAACAUUUCUCUGAUCAGUAAUCUAAAACCUCCCUCAGCGCCCCCUUACACACACACACACACACACACACACACACUCACACAUACCAAUAACAUCCCUGUGCUCACCCACCGUUUCAAGCACACUCGAGUAAACAGCAGACACUGGAUGACAGCGGAGGUAGCGAUGGCUCUGCCUCCUCUCAGUUAAAUCAAUUAGCCUCUCUCCAGCGGGGUUGUGCACUGUGUGCUGGUCUGAGGGGGGUUUAACUGUUUCACCCAGACCAACAAACAGACUGAAUCCAGGCUGCAGCAUCUGCUUGGAUUGGGUCCAAGUCUGAACAGAAUGAAUUGGAUUUGUCUUGAAUGGGGUGUAAUACGGCGGAGCAAACAGGGCACAGCUGCUUCAUGAACAUGUGUGUAAUUUUCUAUGCUUUUUUAAUCUCAAUCAUACUUCUCUCAGUACAUAAAUUUGAUUUUUUAACCAUGUUUUAAGGAUGAUAAAUGCCCUUUUCAUCUCAUCAGGCUGAGCCAUGCCACGCUGUAUUAGAUCUCCAAUUUCAAAGCCAGAUGCAGAGGUUAACAAUUUCACACAAAAAUUUAGGCCCAAUUUAGACGAGGUCUGUUCUUGAUUGAAAACCCUUUUCCUCUGGUUCAUUCAUUUAUUAUGAACCUCAUUAUCUUAUUGUGCAAUGAACCAGGCCUUAAGGAGAUUGGCCUCGUCCUUGACUUGUUGAUGUGUAAACAGAUAAGCUUAUCAGCCAUCGAUCAAAUGCGCGGCUGAAUGUGCAUGAAGCAAAUAAUGUAGACAAGGAACACAGUGCAGCAUGGCAGCUUGAAACAGAGACAAAUCGAAUCCUCGAGUCGAUGCUUGCACGCUUCUUGGUAUGAAUACUACAGUACAACGCCAGGACAGAGCAUUAUUACCCCUCUGUGUGCUUAUCAAUCUGCUCUCCACUGAUGCAGUGAAGUGUGACUGUACGGCAGCCGUGCUGUUCGAGGUUUCAUCCAUCAGCAGUCACAGCUAUCUCUGAUACAUCAGCACAGGAUGUUUUCUUCCCAGAAUCCACAGCACAUGAAAAACAAAAGAGAUGUUUGGGAGGCUUUGUUCUAGACAGAUGCUUUUUUUUUUUAACCAAGCAUUUGAUUUCCUUGUCGUGAGGUGCACCCUACAGCUUGUGAUAACAGUUGUGUACUUUUUCUGUGUUCCUAGAGAGAGAAAGAAAAUAGCCCAUGCUGUCAUGGUGAUGCCUUCAGGGUGAUCUUUGAUGUCUUUGCUUAAAGUCUGCAUAUAAAUUUUUGACAGAAGGCACCGGGCUGGGAGGGUCCAAGAAAAGAUCGGCCCUGCAAAACUUUGUUUGAUGUAAAAUCCAGGUCUUCUCUGUGUACAAGGUCAGGAUAAGUGGACUUCUUGUGAAUGUUUUUGAACCAUUUUUUUCUAAAUGUGUUUCCCACGGGCUUGCCCAUCUCUGUUCUAGUCCUGGGUUGCUGUGGCUCAGUGUUUGAAUUGGAUCAUGGACUGUGUUUCUAUAGCACAUUUACACUGCAUGUCACAUUCACGCUCAGAUGGCAGAGGCUAUUAUGUAGAGAGUCCAUCAGUUUUGACAAAGUGUCCCUAGGCAAGACACUCAACACUCAAUCAGUGCUGUGUGAAAAUGUGUGAAUGGGAUUAGUUAUCAGUUAUUAGUAGUGAUGGGGAUCUUCUACAUCAGUGCAUGAACGUGGUAUGAAUAAAUGAAAGUUACAUGACCCAUAAAGGUUCUUUGAGUGGUCAGAGGUCUAGAAAAGUCCAGUAACUUCUACCUGAUUAAUGCUGUUCCACACUUACCUGAUCUGAAUUCAAUUAGCUUUUACGUCGUGUUAGCACUGUGUGAUAUAUGAUACAUCUUAACUUAAAAACACUGGAGAAGACAUUGAAUCUUGUCUAUAAAGACCCACUUGAGUGGAAAUUGUGUUUUUUUUUCUUGUUCUCUUCAAGAAGUUCUCUUCAACUAAGAGCAAAAUUGCAUUUCUGAGUAUUUCUGCAUUCAACUCCCUGUGACCUAAAUGGCAGGUUUAGACACAGUGAGAUUUCCUACAUCACAAGUCCUAUCUCCACCCCCAGUGCCCCGCUAUGCAGGCCGGACUCCAAGAAGUAGAGAGGACAAACGCUGAACAAGCGUGUGCGUUAGCGGAUUGCAACGCUAGCAAGAAAGCUAAUUAUGAUAUUAACUUUCAUCAUGUCCCCGAAGACAUUAGCGGUAAGCGCUGAAUAGCUCCUUUAUUACCUGCCACCUCUGCUGUAUCAGUAAUGUUAGGCUGCAACCUAGCGUGAAGACAAGUGUGCAGAACAGCGCUGUCUCUGCCUUUGACUCAGAGGCGAAUUGCUAAUGAGUUACUAGAGCGCUGCAGAAGAAAAGCCUUUGAAAAUGACACAGGUAACAUGAUUUUGGCUAAAAACUUAACAAAUACAAUUUAAAGACCACUGAUAACACCUUACAUAAUAAAAAGUAGCAUUGGUGUGGGACUAUAAAGGCAAAGUGUCCCAAAAAGGACAAAAAGUGUAAAGCAAGGUUUUCACUUUCAAAACUUGAUGAUCAUUUGACUGAUUGAUCUGAGGUAAUUAUGUCUGCCUGUCAUUUACAAUAACAAUAGUUAAUAUGAAAUUAUGUGACAGAUGGAGUUUAAGGAUCCAUAGUUAGAAAUAGAAAUGACAUUAUAUGAUUUUUGCAUGAAAAAGAAAAAUCUGUCAACUUUUAUGUUACGGGCUAAAUCUUCAUUUUGUUGCUUAAUGAUAAGAUAAAAGUUCGACUCAGAUAAGAGAAGGACAAAUGAUAGUGAGCAGGUGAUGCUGAUCAGAAUCCCAACAGGGUGAGCAGGAUUGUCAUGCAUAAAACCGGGUUACUGACCAAAGAUGUGACAUGUGUGAUCAUGUUGUUUAGAAUUACUUACUGCUCUCUUGGGAUUUGACGACAAUCAGAAUAAAGUAUGAAAUAAAGAAAUAACAGUUUGAAUAUUUAAAAAAAAAAGGUUUCAUCCUCUCAUUAAUGUUCAUUAACAAGCACCAAAAAGAAAAUGUCACAGAAAUACAAAAAAUCUGAAGGAUAAAGUUUUGUCAUUUAGUUUUUAGGCUCAAAGCCGUCAGAAAGAUCAGCCUGGUCAUCUUGCUUCCUGCUUGUUAUCCUGUAAAAUGUGAAAAACAAACUGCAAACCAAAACGGCCUCUCAUUGUUUCUGAUCACCACACAGCAACGAUACGGAGCUAUUCCUGUCUUGCAGCAUUAUUAAAAUUCAUAAAAGCUGCAGUGCAGAUCAGCAGGGCUCAGUUGGACCACACUUUGUGCAUUUCAGUGUGUGUGGAUGUUCAGCACGUGUUUGCUUGUGCGGUUACUAACAGGUCUCUGUGCCCUUUUCCUCUCCGUCUAAGAAUGUGUGCAGGUUUUAUGAUGGGAGGCCAGCUGUUUUCUGUCCCUGCGGCUAGUUGAAUGUCAUAGAGCAGGAUGAAACAUAAAAACACAUGAUGAUAUUUAUUAUAUUUACUGAAAAGGCUUUAUCAUGGCUUUGUUGUAACUUAAAUAGGAAGUCAAGCGCAUGUAACCCACAUUUAAGUUGUAUCCUUCCAGCUGUAUUCUGAGCGUAGGAGUGUAUUUCAUAACAGUAGUACAAUAUUUUUACUUUUUAUCCCUGGGAUUGUUCAAUAAAAACAGUCAUGCUCUCCUGAGAAUCUGUAAAUGAUUGCACUAAACAGACAAGGUUGUUUUCAUCUACCAUUUAAUAUGCCUAUUUAUUGUCACCACCCAGGCACAAUAAUCCCCCUCAAGAGCGCGGCUGCCAAUCAACACUUGAUUUAAUGAAGAAUUUGCAGAGUUGUUUCAGGAACAAACGCGGAAAAAAAGAAAAUCCUCCCUGACACUCGUAAUGUUCCGGCAGAAGGAGGUGUUAACUGUGAAAAAGCAAACAUGUGUAAUUACUUUGGCAGACAGCGAUGUUUGUUUUAUAGCAGCUUUGUUCCUCAAUGUUCCAACAUCUCUUCACAGCUUGAUGAUGUGUGAAAUACAAAACAGUCUUUAGGAAAUAAUUAACAGCUGUAAAAGUCAUAUUCCAACAACCAAAUCUUAUUUCUUCUCCUAAUCCUUUUCUUUCAACUCUCUCAAAAAAUCAGCCCCUUUGGCUUUCAUCAAUCAACAUGACAGUGCACAUAUGCAUAAAAAUACAAAGAGCACAUCACCAUUAUUGCCAUUUAUCUCUGACACAUCUGUGGGCUGUGAUGUUGUGAAGUGGUUUCACUGCCAAUGAAUCCAUUAAAAGUAAACCCAAAUGUAUGUUUUCCUUUUUCCUCUGAAUUUGAAGAGAUUAGCAUCCACGCUGCUGCUGUUAAAUAAUAAAUGAUGGUAAAUCUAGUGAAUAGAUUUAAGGCUAGAGGGAGGGAAAGCCUUCUGUGAUGAUGAUUAACAGUCAGCUCUAGUCCUCACAACCACAUUUCCACAUUCACUUAACAUUUAGUGGACAUUAAAGGUAGUCAGCAAAUCACCCCGCGAUGACUUUUAGGCGCUCUCACCCAAGACCAUGUGCUUUGAAGUUACAGUCUGACCACUGUAAAUGUAAAGUGAAGACAGUAAUUUGUAUUAAUGACGCUGCUUUUUAUAAUAUCAAUUAAUAAUUUAACAUGCACGUAUAUCAACCAGGGGUCAAAACAUUCCUACUUACUGUUGAAACUAGUUAGGUGUUGUUACUUAAUGUGUACCUUUGGUUGGUUGGUAAGGUUAAUCUAAUCUAUACUAGUCAAGUGCAGCUAGCCAAAAUAUUGUUGCAGAUAUGACAUUAACCCUUCUAGUAGCCAAUCAGAGUAAAGGUUUCCUCCCGAUGAAGUGAUUGUUUAAGUGCUAACUCUCAUUCCUGGCUGCCUUUAAACAAGCUAACGGCUAAAAUGUUAGCAGUUAAUCCUGUAAAAUCUCAUUGCUGACAUUUAGUAGUUUGCUGAUUGUUAUGUUUAUUAUAAAGUGGUACCUAAUGCUGCUCUCUGUUUGAGGAAAAACCACAGCGGUAUUAUAGAUCACAGUUCAUAUAUGUUUUUGACUAAUGUCAUCCAUCAAUUUGCCAGCACAAAACAACAAGUUAAAGUCUAUACCUCUCCUUUUCUUCCAUGUUAUCCCAUCUUUGAAAAUGUAAAUGAAGACAUCCUGUAUUUACAAAGUCCUUACCACCUACUCAGAGCUAAGUGUAAGAUUCAAGAUAUAUUACAGAUUUUUAUUUUUAUUUUAUCUUGGAUGAAAAUGUUCAGUUUAAUGUUAGUUUGUCCUACAAGUUGGCGGAUAGCAUGGACUGUUGCCAUGGAAGCUCCAGAACUGUGAAACGAAGGGAGCUAUAUUUUUCUGCUGUAAAAACAAAUUAUAUUUAAAUCAAACAAAGCAUUUUUGAAUAAAUGUUUUAAUUAAAACUGUUUUAGUCAGGAGAUGAGUAAUAAGCAGAUUAAGAUACAGCAAGCGGGUCGUUUCAGGGAUUAUAAGUACCUCGAGACGAGAAAAGACCUGCUCACCCUGUGGAGGUUUAGAUUAUUAUAAAUACACUGUCUUUUUUUUAAAAAUCCAAACAUUAUCAACCAAAGAGGUGAUUAAAACAUAUAAUGUCACACAUUUAUUUAAUUUCAUAUCUCAGGAAGUGAAAGACACAUUGUGACAACAGUUUGCUGUUAGAUUUAUUCAGCGCUGGUGGUAAUAUUUUGAAAAUGAGGGAUUUUAAUGGUGCUGAAAUAAUUAAACAAAUAUUGCUGAUGCAUAUUUGAAGCACUGGCUACUGUAUUUUGCAGGCAUGUUGGAGAAUUUGGUGUGACUGUCACAUUGAAAGUUAAAAGGAAGAGCAAUUAGAAGAGGGUAAAACAAAGUCAAGUCUGGUCAUGUUUCUACCUGUGGGUUUUUAAACAUUUUGAUAUUCUGAAUAAGAAAAUCUCAUGUUAUUUUCUCGUCAUCUUAUUUCUGAAUUUUUUCCCAAAUACUUGCAUGUGCUACCACGUAAAGCAAAUUCCUAAAAAUCUACAACAAAAUACUUCACAAUAAAACUUGUCUGAUCAUAAAAAAACACAGGAGCCAUUAGAUGUUAAAGUAUUUGACCUUUCCAGCCUGUGAAAAAAGUGUACAUGCCAGUAAACUGCCAAAAAAAGUUCACUGUAGUUUGAAAAGAAAAGCCAACAGGCCAGGACUCAGAAAAAUGUUAAAAGUUAUCAUAACAGCAGAUAUUAUCAAUCGCAACCAUUUCUGUGUGAUGAGUGGGCGUCAAGUCUGUGUAUCGAGUCAUUCUGCUGCGUUUACAGGUCAAAGUGGAGACCACGAUUUGUUCAUUUAUUACCCGUUAUGUGUGGGAUUUGUCAUGUAGGCGGUUUGUUUGUGUUUGUAUUUGUACAGCAUGGGGGAGGGGAGUGCGGUUAAGUUGAAUAUAACCAAAUUUCUAUUUAUCUCUCUUUUUCUCUCGCUCAGGAUGAAGAUGCUACAGAGGAAGCUCUGUGAAAAUGCUGACAUUGACGAGGAAAAGACAACAAACAAGCGUCUAAAACCGGGGACCUGAAAAAAAAAAACAAGUUUAAAGCCAAUUUUUAUUUAACUGCCAAAAGCUUUUUGGAAAUCAAAUUACGUAGAAGCUGGAUCGUUUUUCUCUGUCUGUCUUUGAUGUGGAUGUAGCUGUUUUGUUCUAGCUUUCCAAUAUCGUUGAAAAAAAAAAACAGACAGCGCCAAGUUUUGGUACAAAAACCUCAAUUUAGCAGGCCUCACGCAGACUUGGGACCAGAUAAGAGAGAGACAACAAGCCAACCUGUGUAUCUGUCGUCAUCUCCUUCCUACACUCCGCUCCCUGUUGGCUUUAUUGAAAAGGAGGAGCCCAUUAACGCAUUUGAUAGAUAGAAAAGGCUCGGUCUGAAGGUGUUGCUGCCGGCUGGCUGCCGGUUGGAGAUGAGAUAAGAGAAGCAGGGAAAGAGAAAAGAAUCUGACCAGAGCUGAAUACAAAUUAGGAUUCUUGUAUGCUACAGCAACAAAUGUAAGGCAAAUCAAUACUGAGGAAUUGAAAUGGACCAAUUAGGCAGCUUCAAUUUCAGGGGCAUUCGCUGAGAAUUGAAAUGAUGGAAUUAGAUGUUUGUUAGAGCUGGAUACAAAAUCACAUUGCAAUAUAAGGGAUGGGAAAUAACGGUGGAUAACAGUCGAGCUUCAGCCUGAACUGAUCCUUGUGCAGUGUGAGCUAACGAUGUCCAGUCUGGUCUGAAACUCUCUACAAAGACGGUUUGACAGCAGCAGAGGCAAGAUGGAGCUCGAUAAUAGCACGCUGGAUUUCUUUACCAGCAACUUCACAGAGAUCCCCGACAACACUUCCACCCAGCCGUGGAGCGAGGCCACGCUUCUUGGCCUCCAGAUCUCCCUGUCUGCAAUUUUAGCUCUUGUAACCCUGGCUACAGUGCUUUCAAAUGCCUUCGUCAUCGCCACUAUCUUUCUAACCAGGAAGCUACACACCCCUGCCAACUUCCUGAUCGGCUCCCUCGCUGUCACAGAUCUGCUGGUGUCCAUUCUAGUCAUGCCGAUUAGCAUCCUCUAUACCGUCAGUAAGACGUGGUCUCUGGGGCAGAUUGUGUGUGACAUCUGGCUAUCAUCUGACAUCACCUUCUGCACAGCCUCCAUCCUACACCUGUGUGUGAUCGCUCUGGACCGCUACUGGGCCAUCACGGAUGCACUGGAGUACUCAAAGCGCCGCACCAUGCGCCGGGCGGCGAUCAUGGUUGGAGUUGUAUGGGUGAUCUCCAUUUCGAUCUCCAUGCCACCUCUUUUCUGGCGGCAGGCCAAAGCCCAUGAGGAGCUGACAGAGUGCAUGGUGAACACAGAUCAGAUCUCCUACACCUUGUACUCCACCUUUGGCGCCUUCUACGUGCCCACAGUGCUCCUCAUCAUCCUCUACGGACGAAUCUACGUGGCGGCCCGCUCUCGCAUCCUCAAGACACCGUCCUCCGGGAAACGUUUCACUACAGCACAGCUCAUCCAGACCUCUGCAGGCUCGUCUCUCUGUUCUCUUAAUUCUUCCUCCAACCAGGAAGCACACCUACACGCUCUGGCAGAGGGAGGAGGAGGAGGGUCACCUCUGUUCAUGAACAGUGUGAAAGUGAAGCUGGCAGACAGCGUGCUGGAGAGGAAGCGACUGUGUGCAGCCCGGGAGAGGAAGGCGACCAAGACGCUGGGCAUCAUCCUGGGAGCGUUCAUCAUCUGCUGGCUGCCGUUCUUCGUCGGUACGCUUGUCAUGGCGAUUUGUAAAGAGUGCUGGUUCGAUCCGGUUCUUUUUGAUAUAUUCACCUGGCUGGGAUACCUGAACUCCCUCAUCAAUCCUGUCAUCUACACUGUGUUCAACGAUGAGUUCAAACAGGCUUUCCAGAAACUCAUCAAGUUUAGACGGUUCUCCUGAAAGAAAAAAAAACAAAACAAAACAAUGGAUUAAAACCCUCUGACAAAGACUCCAAAAAAGACAGUUCAUACUGACUUAAAAAGUGCUGUACUCUCCACUGUCUCAUCCUGUAAACACAUGCCAAUGUGAGUUUUAUUUUUACAUUGAAAAGCUGCAAUAGCUCUUUAGAAACCUACAGCAUAUCCUUUGUAGAGACUACUGCAUGCAUGCUUAAAAGAGAAAAACCUCGACUCCCAUGAAUUGUGAAACUCAUCUUUUAAAAAAAAAAAAGAAGAAACAGGAAUCUGAAGCUGAUUCAUGUCACAGGGACACUGCUGUUAAUUCCUGGACAAGCGCAAAGAUGAUAAAAGAACAAGGAAUUGGUGUAUAAUUGUACAAAAAGUACAAACUCAGAGUGGAAAUGAAAAGCCAUGAAAUAUGUGUCGUCUUAAUCUCUGUGUCAUACUGUAAGCUGCUGCUCCCUGAUAAUGUAUCUGUGGUACAGUAAAGUACUUAAAACAACAACAGAGUCACCAAAGCUCUCUCCUUAUAUACUAUUAUGUUUAGAAGUGCUUGUGCUUGUUCCUGUGUUUGUGCAUGUGUGUGUGAAGUUGCCACUUCAGCAUAAUACAGUAUAUGCCUGUUCGAGGGUUUGAGAUUUGUUGAGUGUUUGACAUUUAUACAUGCCGUCCUCUAGUGAGGCUUGUCUCAACAUUACAGAGGAUGAAAAGGAAACAACAACUCCACUCUGGAUUUCAAUAACACCCAAAACCAUGACAGCAAAAGCACCCUCUCAAAAGUCAUAUGAAACAGUACUCUGAGGUCCAGAUCAGUAAGGGUAAAUUUUGUAUUAUAAGUGUCUUCCUCAACAACAGUGCUUGUGCUACUAUAAAAAUGAAAAGUUGUUUAUUGGUGGGUACUCCAUAACUGCAGUAAUAAUUAAAUAAUCAAAAGUCA